UCUCAAAAAAAAAAGGAGAGGAGGGGGAACAGCCACAGGGGGGCAGGAAGGUGAAAAUGUCUCGCCGGCGGCGGCAGGGCUCCGACUCCGACGGCGAGGACGACAGCUUCCUCUACCGCUACCCGAUGCCCUCCUCCUCCGCCGGCGCCCCCUCCAGCGCGCCCGCGUCGGGCGGCCGCGGCGGGGGCGGCAGGGGCGGCGGCAGCGGCUCGGGCGGGCUCGCGCCGUCCAAGUCCACGGUGUACGUCUCCAACCUGGACUUCGCGCUCACCAACUCCGACCUGCACACCCUCUUCUCCCGCUUCGGCAAGGUGGCCCGCGUCACGGUCCUCAAGGACCGCGAGUCCCGCCGCAGCAAGGGGGUCGCCUUCGUGCUCUUCGUCCGCCGGGAGGACGCCGUGGCGGCGGCCGCCGAGAUGCACGGCAAGGUGCUCAACGGCCGCACCCUAGCCGCCUCCAUCGCCGAGGACAACGGCCGCGCCGCGCAGUUCAUCCGCCGCCGCGAGUACCGCGACAAGUCCCACUGCUACGAGUGCGGCGGGGAGGGCCACCUCUCCUACGAGUGCCCCCGUAACCAGCUCGGCCCCCGCGAGCGGCCGCCGCCCUCUAAGAAGUCGCGCCGCGGGGGCGGGGCUGCUGGUGGCCGUGGCGGCGGCCGCGGAAGCGGGGGCGGGGAAGGGGACGGGCCCUCCUGGCAGUCAGACGAGGACGACGACGCCGUCGCCGCGGCGUUCGAGGACGACAGGUGGGCGUCGGUGGUGGACACGCGGGGGGAGGAGGAGAAGGCGGCCGAGAAGGAGGGUAGGGCCAAGGCCAAGGCGGCGAGGAAGGAGAAGAGGAAAGGCUACUUCAGCGACGAGAGCGACGAGGACGAUGACUGAGCUUCAGCAUACACGUGAAUGCCAACUGUGCGCUUGGCAUUAUAAACAUGGUCUGCCUUCUCUCUGAAGUAUAAACAACACCAUUUUGGCUUAACCUGCAUGGCCAUCAUUCAGAUUGAAGCAGCAUGAAGCCCCCUCCCUUCAAGGCCUCAACUGUUUUAUGCUGAGCUUGGAACAAGAUCAAUUAUUAAGAUACGGCAAGACUGGGUCGUUCCUUGUGGUUUCAAGGCAGUUGGCUGGCAGGCUUAUUGCAGGCCUGACAGAUUUUACAAUGGGGGGCACUUGAGGUCACUCUGUUAUUCUGCUCGAUGUAUUAUUGACACUUGGAUGUGAGAUCAUCUCGUUCUGUCAUGCUGCUAACUUGUGAAGACAAGCAUCCUGUUUUCAAGGAAUCAAUGAUUUGGCACCUUUUGUAUUGAAGAUGACCUGAUGUUGAGUCUGAUGGAAAUAUUAUUGAGAAUAAUGGCAGGCCACAUCCUUUAUAUGGUUCCUGACCCUUGGGUUCUUGGCAUUUAAUUUGACAGGCAACUCUCUGUUGUCAGGAAGGAUCUGUAGAUAUCCUCGUCUGGAGGAGCUUAAGUUAAACAUCUGAACUUUUGAAGGAUGGCUUCCAGCUGUCUUCACUUGGGAUUUGGUGAUCUCUUGGAAUUUGCAAUGGAUGUCUGUAGGUGGGUAACAAAAGUUUAACAUGUCUUGGGGCGAUAUCCUUGAAGGCAUGAGGAGAUGGCUAAACAAUCAGUGACAAAUCCAGCAGAGAAGUAAAUCGUAGUCUUCUUUUUUGGAAGCAAUCUUAGUCAUUUAAAUGUUUGCUACUUAUGUAGUAAUAGUUGCAUACCUUGUACAUUUAUCAUUUGAAACCAUCCUCUCAGUUCUGGAAUACAUUCAUCGUCUCAGUUAUAGAAUACAUCUAUCAAUUG
Triticum dicoccoides is the source of this 1798-nucleotide messenger RNA. Its product is annotated as U11/U12 small nuclear ribonucleoprotein 31 kDa protein-like. The record is from RefSeq and is a predicted model, not a curated record. The transcript is spliced from 2 exons. Gene Ontology annotation, cellular component: U12-type spliceosomal complex. Lineage: Eukaryota; Viridiplantae; Streptophyta; Magnoliopsida; Poales; Poaceae. Gene Ontology annotation, molecular function: RNA binding; zinc ion binding. Gene Ontology annotation, biological process: mRNA splicing, via spliceosome. Bases 57 to 881 code for a protein of 274 amino acids.